Messenger RNA from Elaeis guineensis (African oil palm), 1683 nucleotides. RefSeq names its product UDP-glycosyltransferase 90A1. Lineage: Eukaryota; Viridiplantae; Streptophyta; Magnoliopsida; Arecales; Arecaceae. The record is from RefSeq and is a predicted model, not a curated record. Gene Ontology annotation, molecular function: UDP-glucosyltransferase activity.
UUCAAAAAGAGACACCUAAUGGGCUCUUCUCCCCUCCCUCUUCCUCACAUUGCCGUCUUUCCCUUCAUGUCCAAAGGCCACACCAUCCCUCUCAUCCAUCUAGCCCACCUCCUCCACCGCCGCCGCCUCGCCACCCUCACCUUCUUCACCACCCCUCUCAACGCUCCCUUCAUCCGCGACUCCCUCGCGGGCACCGAUGCAUCCAUCGUCGAGCUUCCUUUCCCGGAGAACGUCCCCGACAUCCCAGCCGGCGUCGAGAGUACCGACCGCCUUCCCUCCAUGUCGCUCUUUAUACCCUUCACGUACGCGGUCAAGCGCCUGAGGCCGCACUUCGAGCGAGCCCUCGCCAGCCUGCCGACGGUCAGCCUCCUCAUCUCCGACGGCUUCCUUGGCUGGACCAACGACUCCGCCUCCAAGUUUGGGAUCCCAAGGCUGGUCUUCUACGGGAUGGGCAACUUUGCCCAGACGGUUAGCUGCAAGGUCGCCGUAUACAAGCCGCACGCCGGAGUGACCUCUUACGACGAGCCCUUCAUGGUUCCCGGCUUUCCCCAUAUUUGGCUCACCCGGUCUGACCUCGAACCGCCGUUUGACGACCCCAACCCGGACCCGAAGGAUCCCCACUUCCAGUUCAUUGUAGAGCAAACGAUGGCCACCGGUGCUAGCCAGGGGGUCCUGGUCAAUAGCUUCUACGAAUUGGAGGCGGCUUAUGUGGACCGGUGCAACACGGAGGGCGUACCUAGAGCCUGGUGCAUCGGCCCACUAUGCCUGGCCAGGCAAACAUCCCCGCCAGCCGAGAAGACCGGGUGGAUGGACUGGCUGGACUCGCGGCAGCGCAUGAAUCGACCGGUUAUCUAUGUUGCCUUCGGAUCCCAGGCUGAGCUGUCGGCGGCCCAGCUGCAGCAGCUUGCUAUCGGGUUGGAGCGAUCCGGGUUGGACUUCUUGUGGGUGGUUCGGGCCAAGGCGAUGGAUCUCGGGCAAGGGUUUGAGGAGAGGGUGAUGGACAGAGGGAGGGUGGUUCGGGGCUGGGUGAACCAGAUGGAGAUUCUUCACCAUGGGAGUGUCCAAGGAUUCAUCAGCCACUGCGGAUGGAACUCGGUGAUGGAGAGCGUGUCUGCUGGUGUGCCGAUCCUGGCGUGGCCGCUGAUGGCCGAGCAGAAGCUUAAUGCAAAGUUUGUUGUCGAUGAGCUCAAGCUUGGGCUGAGGGUUCGACCGAGCGGCGGCACACCCAACGGACUAGUUAUGUCGGAGGAGAUAGAGAGAUCGGCGAGAGAACUGUUGGUGGGAGAGAAAGGAAAGGAGGCAGCAGGGAGGGCGAGGAACUGGGCGGAAGCGGCGAGAAAGGCGAUGGAUGGUGGAGCGUCAUGGCUUACGCUAGAGAAAAUGAUUGAGGAGGUUUGUGUUAAAAGAACAACCGAGAAUGCUAUCGUUUCAGCAGCGCUGGUGACUGCUGCAUGAAGCUCUUGUCGGAUAUCGAAGUGUCCAAAAUGCCUUCCUUGUGUCUCUGUGGCGUACUCUGUUUCAACAUCAAUAUUACAUGGAAAAUACUCUUAUAAAAGAACCUUUUUAGUUGCAAGCUUAUGCUUUAAUAGGACAUAUUUUAAUGCAUCAGUCAUAGAACUCGAUACAUGUAAUGAUGAGUUCCGUGAUUUAAGUUUUAAUCCAUGGUAAAGUCGAUCAUUUCUU